UUUGACAAAUUUGACAAAUCCUUUUCCUCAUGGUCGGUCAUUUGGACCGAGCAUAGAACAUUUUGUGUGUUUAUUUUCACACAAUUUAGGUAAAAUUUCGGCCUGAUUUUGCAUACUUUAACACAUAGAGUAUUUUCAGAGUAGCCCUAAUUAAUAGUCACGCUAAUUACCACUCAAGAGCUGUAGCUUGAAAUACGUGUCUUUUGAGGUUAUAUUGGAAAGUUAACAUAUUGUUUUCAACAUGUCCAGGACAAUGUCCCGCAGGAGAGGCGAAAUCGAGGAGACCGACAAGCUCACUCGUAUUGCAAUCGUCAAUGCCGACAAGUGCAAACCCAAACGAUGCCGGCAAGAAUGCAAAAAGUCUUGUCCUGUUGUUCGUAUGGGCAAGCUUUGCAUUGAAGUAAGCCCUAACAGCAAAAUUGCUGUUAUAUCUGAAGAACUGUGUAUUGGUUGUGGUAUUUGUGUGAAGAAAUGCCCAUUUGAUGCCAUCAACAUCAUCAACCUUCCCAGCAACUUACUGCGUGAGACCACUCACCGUUAUGGCAAGAACUCGUUUAAACUCCAUCGUCUCCCCAUUCCCCGUCCGGGCGAAGUUCUUGGGCUAGUCGGGACUAAUGGGAUCGGCAAAUCCACUGCUUUGAAAAUUUUGGCUGGCAAGCAGAAGCCAAAUUUGGGGAGAUACAUGGAACCUCCAGACUGGACGGAAAUUCUAAGCCACUUCAGGGGAAGUGAGUUGCAAAACUAUUUUACAAAAAUUCUCGAAGAUGACUUGAAGGCGCUGAUCAAGCCGCAGUAUGUGGACCAAAUUCCCAAGGCCGUAAAAGGCACUGUGGGGCUAUUGCUAGAUAAGAAGGAUGAGCUGAAAAAUCAGGAUAUUAUUUGCGGCAUGCUUGAUCUGAAACACAUUAAAGAACGAGAAAUCAGUGCGUUAUCUGGUGGUGAGCUUCAAAGAUUCGCCUGUGCCAUGGUGUGCAUUCAAGAUGGAGAUAUUUUCAUGUUCGAUGAACCUUCCUCCUACUUGGACGUGAAACAACGUUUGAAUGCCGCUAAAACUAUCCGAUCCCUACUUAGUCCCGAUAAAUUUAUAAUUGUCGUUGAGCACGAUUUGAGCGUACUGGAUUAUCUAUCAGAUUUUAUUUGUUGCCUUUAUGGUGUUCCUGGUGCCUAUGGUGUAGUUACAAUGCCUUUCUCUGUUCGUGAAGGUAUUAACAUCUUUUUGGAUGGGUUUGUUCCCACCGAAAAUCUGCGUUUCCGCGAUGAAUCGCUGGUAUUCAAAGUGGCUGAAUCCGCCACUGAAGAAGAGGUGAAGCGAAUGAAUCAUUACGAAUAUCCGACCAUGUCGAAAACUAUGGGCAACUUCAAGUUGGCGGUGAAAAAGGGACAGUUUUCCGACUCGGAAAUUUUGGUGCUAUUAGGUGAAAAUGGUACAGGAAAGACCACAUUCAUUCGAAUGUUGGCCGGUAACUUGGAACCCGAUACGGGAUCAGGGACUUUGCCUCAGCUGCACAUCAGUUACAAGCCGCAGAAAAUCAGCCCCAGGUCCCACGGAUUAGUCCGGCAAUUGCUGCAUGAAAAAAUUAGGGACGCCUACAUUCACCCACAAUUCAUCGCUGAUGUGAUGAAGCCACUGAAAAUCGAAGACAUCAUCGACCAAGAGGUUCAGAAUCUCUCUGGAGGAGAACUGCAAAGAGUUGCAAUGACUCUUUGCUUGGGCAAACCUGCCGAUGUCUAUCUUAUCGACGAGCCCAGUGCUUAUCUCGAUUCCGAGCAGCGUUUGGUCGCAGCCAAAGUAAUUAAAAGAUUUAUUUUGCACGCCAAGAAGACCGGAUUUGUAGUAGAGCACGAUUUCAUCAUGGCAACUUAUCUUGCGGAUCGGGUAAUUGUCUUCGAAGGCCAACCAUCGGUAGACACAACUGCUAAUUCACCGCAAACCCUGCUGGCAGGCAUGAACAGGUUCUUGGAGCUGCUGGGAAUCACUUUCCGAAGAGAUCCGAACAAUUUUAGGCCUCGAAUUAACAAGCAAGAGUCGGUCAAGGAUGUGGAACAGAAGAGAGCUGGUCAGUAUUUCUUUUUGGAAGACUAACUUUCUUUGAGCUGGCAAAUUUUGGUUGUUUUCUUGUUAGAUUAUAGGGCAUAAAUCUUGUAAGACAACAAUAAAAAUGGCAAUUUUUCUUAUCGCUAGGAAGAGAUUUUGCAAGAUUUCUGUGCUUAUUUAAACACCCAACUUGUGCUGUACAAUGUAAUAAGAAUCAACCAGGUGUGUGUGACAAUUUUGGGUUUAUCCAAAAAGUUUGGCAAAAAGAUCAAUAAUUACGAACGCAAAUGUUUUAUUUAUUGCGAAGCUGUACUGCUAAUUGUGCGGCGAAUUUAUCAACAAACGGUCACAAAUAAAAAAAUUGUUGUAAUGAA
Molecule: messenger RNA, 2409 nt
Organism: Dendroctonus ponderosae (mountain pine beetle)
Lineage: Eukaryota; Metazoa; Arthropoda; Insecta; Coleoptera; Curculionidae
Gene: pix
Product: protein Pixie
Exons: 9
Coding region: 242-2083 (613 amino acids)
Biological process (GO): translational termination; translational initiation; ribosomal subunit export from nucleus
Molecular function (GO): ATP hydrolysis activity; ATP binding; iron ion binding
Source: RefSeq, a predicted model, not a curated record